AUGGCUAUGAAACCAAAGUUUAGCCUAAAACUUCUCACUGAUGAGGAGCAAAACAGAGUUGUUUUGGCUGAGUCUUGUAAAGAUUUUGCUGAUGUACUCUGCAGUCUUCUGACUCUUCCUAUGGGAACCAUUGUCAGGUUGCUGGAGAAGCAUCAGAAUCCUCAGUCUUCUUCAAUCGUAGGUUGCUUUCACAACCUUUACAAAAGUGUUUCAGACAUGGAAAUUGAUAAUUUCAAGACUCCAGGUUGUAAAAACUUGUUGCUGUAUCCAAGGAGUAUGAAGGAGAGUCACUGCAGGAAGCUAAAGCUGAAUGUGGAUGACACUGAGGCGACCAAGUUCUUUGUCUGUCCAAAUUUUGUGUCUGUUGAGUCUUGCUGUAAGGUUUACAGUAAUGUAAGUACGUCAAAAUGUAGUUGUGGAAACUCAAUGACCCGCGAGUUUCAUGUUGAAGAUGGAGAGCAAGCUGACAAUGGAGUGUUUCUCAGCUGCAGAACGUCUUAUAUCAUUACAGACGAUAUGAAAGUGGCAGUAAACUCUAUGGGAAUUGUACUGAAUGUUCUCAAUGGUCUUGGCUAUUCUGGUUUUGAUAAACUUCAAGAAAUGGUUAUUGAUAUUGGUUUUGAAGAGGUGCUGACACUUCUAGGGUGUUUAUUCACCUCGGAAGCUCCAUUAACAGACACAUUCUUGAGGAAACGUUGUAUUGCAAGGAAGAGUAAAGUCUUGACACCACUUGUGCAAGAAACUAGAGUUGCAGGAGAAGUUAAUGAUGUUCUAACUUUGAAAGUUUAUGUUAGAAAGUCAGAUAAUACGAUUCUUUAUGCUGAAUGCAGAGAAGACUUUGUUGAUUUUCUUUUCACAUUUCUUGUUAUACCACUUGAGUUUGCUUGGGAACUCUCUGUUGAUAAUAUCAAUAUGGGAUGCGUUGGGAAUCUAUGUAGAAGCGUGAAAGAGUUAAGCUUUGAGCAGAGUAAAGAAGCCAUGCUUCCUUAUUACUACAGUUGUCGUACACAGCUUCUUGAUCUUGUCAUCCAAGAAACGCCAGAGUAUGAGUGCUUGGUCUCUCGUCGCAGUUAUAACAGUAGCAGGCUCUCAAAGAACAUCAAGAAGAGUGUUCUUGCAGAUGGUGAGAGAGUUGCUAAGUUAACUCCAAUAACUUCAGAUUCUGCUAGUAUUGGACUUGUUAAAGGAGAGACUAACUUCAUAGUGUCAGAUGAUCUGGUAAUCACUGCGAUGAACUCAUCUUCAACGAUCUCAUUGCUAAGCAAGUUGCAGAUGAAUAUUAGUGAUAUUGAGGAGCAAGUGAUUAGCAUUGGCAAAGCUCAAGCCAUCAGUUUGCUGAGAGCUUCUUUGAUUACAACCUCUGCGUUAUCAAAUGGUCUCUCCAGCUACCUCUCAAAGAUGAAGCUAAAAGAAGCCUCUCCAUCAACUUUAAAGAUUCCAAAAUCUGAAAAGAUUCUUUGA
Molecule: messenger RNA, 1461 nt
Organism: Eruca vesicaria subsp. sativa (arugula)
Lineage: Eukaryota; Viridiplantae; Streptophyta; Magnoliopsida; Brassicales; Brassicaceae
Source: the annotation of a GenBank genome assembly